AUGGUGGCAAAGAAGAAAGUGCCUAGAAGAGUGCUCAAGGGUCAAAAGACUUUGGGGAAACUGGUAAUGGAGAAAUUAGGAGGUGUGAAGGGUGGUGAAAUGGUUAAUUUCGGUUGUUUGGGUGAGAGAAUUCAAAUGGGUGCAGUAAGAGUACUGUCUAUGUUAUUAGUUGUUGCUGAAUAUUCACAAUUGUACGUGUUUCGGAACGCAUGUUUUGGGCUGGAUGAUAAGCAGAUUGCAGAUUUUAGGAAUUCUGUAAAUAGCAUUCUUUGUGAGCAAUCACUAUGGAAUGAAGAUCUCAUUGUUGCUACUCUCAAACUGCUGACAUAUGCAGCACGCUGUCAGCCUGCUUUUCUUGCUGCUGUAACUGGUUUCAAAGAGAAUGUAAAUGUCCAAUUAAGCGGGGAUGAUGGUGCCAAGCGUCCAGAUGGAGGUGCUAUUGGGUCUCUGGGUUCUAAAGAAGCAAAUCUGUUAGAUACAAUUCUGCAAUAUGUUGGAAGAUCUGAACAUCUUAUCAAGAGGUACACUACUUCUAUUCCCUACUUUCUGUUUUCUUGUGAGUUUGAUUUUGUUUGGAAUGCCUCUUUUGUUUUCUAUAUGAAGGGUGACACAUUUUGA
Molecule: messenger RNA, 618 nt
Organism: Ilex paraguariensis (yerba mate)
Lineage: Eukaryota; Viridiplantae; Streptophyta; Magnoliopsida; Aquifoliales; Aquifoliaceae
Source: the annotation of a GenBank genome assembly